Molecule: messenger RNA, 453 nt
Organism: Parasteatoda tepidariorum (common house spider)
Lineage: Eukaryota; Metazoa; Arthropoda; Arachnida; Araneae; Theridiidae
Source: RefSeq, a predicted model, not a curated record
CAUAAGUUUAGUUUUCUUAAUUUAACAAUUAUGUAAUUUCUACUUAUGUAAUUUCAGUCAUCUGAACAAGAGUCUAAACAGAUUGGCAGUGAUGAUCCAUUUUCUCUCGAUGAAAAUGUGGAGGAAUUGCAAGCAAUCGCUAGAAAAUUUGAAGAGAAAUAUAACCCUAAGCCUGGUAGGAAGAAAAAGAAAAAAAUGGCCAUAUCUGAAGAUUAUAUAGACAAAGGGAUGGGAUAUGACGAGACUGAUCCAUUCAUUGAUAAUGGGGAAGCUUAUGAUGAACUCGUGCCAUCAAGUUUAUCUACCAAAUUUGGAGGGUUCUAUAUCAACAAAGGUGAAUUAGAGUUUAGGAAUAACUCUGAAUCUGAAAAUGGUACUGAUGGCAAACCAAGGAAAAAGGUAUGUGAGAAAAUGUUUUAUGAGUUUUUCUAUGUAUAAAAUAUCUUAUAUUUA